AUGACGCGUUGGGUGGAGAGCCACCAGGCUUUCAUAGCUUUCAAGGAGCUUCUUAUACCGAUCGUGCAGUCGUUGCUGGAGCUGGAGCAAGAAGUUGGUGAAACCGGAGCUCGCUCCUACGAACUUCUGAGCGCGAUUUGUAAAUGCCAGUUCGUGACGUCUUUAUUCAUCAUCGAGAGUUUCUCAUCUCUUUUUUUGCCCUUGUCCGUGAAACUUCAAGCGAAGGAGCUUGAUAUUUUCGCGGCACUUGACUUAGUGGACAACGUACUCCUUGUCUUGAGGCGGAGGCGAGAAGCUGCGAUCGAUGGAUUCCAACAAAUUUUGGCUAGAGGUUACAGAGAUUCAAGUGAAGAGUAUUUUCGAGUGACGAGUUACAUUCCGUACCUCGACAGCUUGAUCGAUGGGUUUAUCUCACUGUUCGCGGAUGCGAGACAGGGCGCCCUGAAGGUCCAGUGUUUGAUACCCAAAUUUGCAGUGAGAAGCUCUGUCACGGAUCUGCAUCCAGCGAUCGAGUUUUACGAGUCCGAUCUAAGCUGUAGUGUUAACGUCGCAAAAGCCGAAUUCGAAAGGUGGCGCGCGAAGUGGAUGGAAGUCCCGCAAAACGGAGUGCCUGCAAGCGCCAUAGAUGCACUGAAUCACUGCCCCGCAGCUGAUUUUCCCAAAAUCAAUAUCCUCUUGAGAAUACUCGCUACAUACCCAGUAACCACCGCUUCCGCAGAACGUACUUUCAGCAGUCUUAGAUUGCUGAAGACGUAUUUGAGAUCUGUGAUGGGCGAGGCUCGCCUGAAUGGAUUAGCCUCGAUGAGCAUCCUACGGGGCAUCGACGUCGAUCCCGAGGAGGUCAUCGACUCCUUAGCUUCGAAUGCGAGGAAGCUAGAUUUUGUCUUGUAG
Molecule: messenger RNA, 891 nt
Organism: Galendromus occidentalis (western predatory mite)
Lineage: Eukaryota; Metazoa; Arthropoda; Arachnida; Mesostigmata; Phytoseiidae
Product: zinc finger MYM-type protein 1
Exons: 2
Coding region: 1-891 (296 amino acids)
Molecular function (GO): protein dimerization activity
Source: RefSeq, a predicted model, not a curated record